AUGGUAAAAGACCCCGAUUUGAAACCAAUUCACCCAGGAGAAAUCUUAAAAAGUGAGUUCCUAGAACCUUUGAAUAUGAAGGGAGAAGAAUUAGCCAAAAAUAUUCAAGUAAAAAAGUCAGUUAUUAGGGAAUUAUUAGCCGAAAAAAGGAGAAUGACCGUGGAUUUAGCCUAUCGUCUUUAUUUUUAUUUUGGA
This is a messenger RNA of Paraglomus occultum, 195 nucleotides long. The record is from the annotation of a GenBank genome assembly. NCBI's taxonomy places the organism in Eukaryota, Fungi, Glomeromycota, Glomeromycetes, Paraglomerales, Paraglomeraceae.